AUGGUGGCAGCAGACCACCACACAUCACCCGAAGGCAGAAGCCAACUGCAUCGGCUCUUCCAGGCCCCUCGUUCAGACCAGGGAUCGGCACGGAAGUCCCACAAGAAUCUACAAGUUAUCAUCUGUGUCCUGCUUGUGGAGCUGUGUGAAAGAUUCACUUUCUUUGGGAUUGUGUGUAACAUGAUCCUCUUCUGCACUGUGAAGUUGGGCUAUGACAACUACUUGGCUGCAACCAUCAACCUGUGCUUCAUAGGAGCCAGUACCCUCACACCCGUGUUUGUAGGGUGGUUUGCAGAAACCUGUUUAGGAAGGACCAAGGUGCUUUAUGUGUGUGCUUUCCUUCAUUUCUUUGGCACAGCCAUGAUGCCUGUGGUGGCAUUCCCCUUUGAAGAUUUCUAUAUUGACACUCAUCACAUGAACCACCAGCUGGAAGCACGGGAGCAGCAGAUCCUGUUCUACACCGGCCUCCUGGCUGUUGCAUUGGGAAUUGGAGGCAUCCGGGCCAUCCUCUGUCCGAUCGGUGCUUACAGCCUGCAGGGUUACAAUCAGCACCAACUCCUGUCCUUCUUCAACUGGUUCUACUGGUUGGUCAACCUGAAUUCCGUUGUGGUGUUUGUGGGUAUAGCUUAUGUCCAGCAGUCUGUAGCCAAAAAUCUAGGUUUCCUUAUCCCCUUUACCUCAGUGCUGCUGGCUCUCAUUGUCAUUCACAUGGCCCGCAGCAAACUCACCUACGAACCCGAGAAAGGUGAGUUCUUACUGACAGCACUGGGAGUCUUCCUGAAUUCUCUUAAGAUGUGCUGGCUUCACCACCGGACCUUGAGUGGAGAAGUGGGGUCUUGGCUAGACCAGGCCAAAGAGAACAACGGUGGUCGUUACAGUGAGACGCGUGUAGAGAAUGUUAAAGUCCUAGCCAAGCUCUUUCCUCUGUACGGGCUCCAGCUGCUCUACAGAGCCUGCAUUGCUCAGAUUCCCUCGGGUUACUACAUACAGACCAUGAACUCGAACCUCAACCUGAAUGAUUUCCUGUUGCCCAUCGGUGCUAUGAAUGUGAUCAACAUCCUCCCUCUGUUGCUCUUAGCACCACUGGUUGAAUUUGUGAAUACUUUCUGCAUCUCUGUGGAAAAAACUUCCCAGGCUUCUGCAAGAAUCAUUACACUCGGACACCUGUGUGCUGCUCUGUCUGUGCUGCUGGCAGGCCUGACUGAGCUCCAGAGGAAGACGUACCCUCUAGUGGAUCAGACUCUGUCUGGAAAGGUUCUACGAGUGUCAUCCAUGCCUUGCUUUCAACUGGCUCCUCAGUAUAUCCUGCUUGGUCUUGCUGAGGCGCUUGUCACCCCUGCAUGUUCUCUGAUAGCUGUCCAGCGAAGCCCGAGCCACAUCAGGGGGCUCUCCUUGCACUUCCUCACCUUGUCCUAUGGAGGGGGGUGCUUCCUAGGAGCUGUCAUCAUUCAGCUGCUGUAUUUGCUCUCUGAAGGUAACGUCUACCCAGGUGUGUUGCAUGAUGGAAAUUUGGAGAGAUUCUUCUUCAUCCUGGCCACACUGAUGGCGGUGAAUACAUUUGUCUUUUGGAGAAUAUCUUAUAGGUAUAUUGACCCAGGUGUGCAGGGUCAUGCACUGACCAUCAGUUCUCUCUCUGAAAAGCCGCUGCGAUAUAAGACCUGUCUACAUUUCUACGACACUGUGGAUCACUCCUACACACACACAUCCUUUGAGUCUAUUUUGUGACUGAUAACAUAUUUUUGGUGGACAAACACAAUAGCAAUGAUGUGAUAUGGUUUGGCUGUAUGAAUGAAAUUCAAAAAUUACACAGAUUGCAUGUGUUUAUUUUUGUGUUUUCCUG
This is a messenger RNA of Thalassophryne amazonica, 1840 nucleotides long. It is a transcript of the gene slc15a5, whose product is annotated as solute carrier family 15 member 5. Gene Ontology annotation, cellular component: membrane. The transcript has 9 exons. Gene Ontology annotation, biological process: transmembrane transport. Bases 1 to 1725 code for a protein of 574 amino acids. Gene Ontology annotation, molecular function: transmembrane transporter activity. The record is from RefSeq and is a predicted model, not a curated record. NCBI's taxonomy places the organism in Eukaryota, Metazoa, Chordata, Actinopteri, Batrachoidiformes, Batrachoididae.